UAUCGAUGGGCCGAUAACACCUUCCUAUCAGCUUCUUUUGUCUCCUUGUCUGUAGGCUAUUAUAUCCUCCGAGACCUGACAACAGUGUGUUCCAUAUCAGCGUUUCUGAGCAGGUGGAGUCCUCUGGGUGGGUGGCAAUCAGACACUGCUGUCCCAAUAAGGGGUAUUAUAGUCCCAACAAUAGGGUCCUGAAAGUUGCAACAAGAUCAAUUCUUGCCCAGGAUGUACAUGACCCUCUUUGUGGAGGGAAUUGUAGUGUUAGGGUUUGGCUGUGAAACAUGUGUUUAUGUGUGUGUCUGUGUGCACGCAUGUGCGUACAUGUGAGAAGGUGGAGCUUCUGCCAUUCACCUCCUCAAGGGGAUGAUCACCUGAAGUAUGUCAUUAAGAGGCCAAAACCAUUGCCUGCUUAAAACUGUUACUCCCAAUCUGACAAACUCAGAGUCUUUCAGACCGAGGAGCAGGAGGAACAAAAAAAACAAUGGUUGUAUUACCAGUUUUGUUCCUAUUGGGGUCGCUGUUUCACUGUGGUAGUGCAGAGGACGGGCAGACCAUUGGUGAACUGCUUAAAAAUGAUGCACUCAGUUGGGAGGGACCUAUGACCUGCAAACAGUGGGACUGCGAAUGUGUCUACACUCGCCAGCGCGGCUGCUGCUGUGCAGCCAACGACAUGUUCCAGUUAGAGGAUGAUAUUUUCAAAAGGAUUCAUUAUUUGUGGCACAAUAUCAGCACACUGAAGUACAGAGUGCAUGACUACACAGAUGGCGUCCAGAUCGCCUUCAAAGCCACCAUGGAUCCAAGUGUUGCCACAAUGACUCCUGGAACUACUGACUCUGAUUCGUGCUUUGGUCCUUUUAAUACUAAUGUGCCAAUCCCCUAUGGCAAUGUCGCUCUUAACCACUACCAUGGAUAUAACCCUUCCAUGGGUGUCUUCACUGCCCCAUAUGCCGGUGUUUAUGUCUUUUCCAUCACUGUCUACUCAUACGUGAAGGAGAGAAACCUCCUCUACCAUAAAGUCCAGCUGAUGAGGAAUGGGGUGGCGAUGACCAGCGUGUGGGAGAACAAUCGAGAAGAUUUUGAAGACAACGCCGUUCAGGAGACUGUAAUGGAGCUGCAGAAAGGCGAUCAGGUCUAUGUUGAGCUGAUGUCUGGGAGGAAGCUCUGUAGAUACGUGCAGUACAAUAUCUUUACCGGUUACAUACUGUACCCCUACCCCUACCCCUACCAUGAGGAGUAUGACUAUGAGUACGAGUAUGAGUAUUAAACUUUCAGACUGCAGCAUAUUAAAUAAAUCCAUUUAUCUUCGCUCAACUCAGAUCCUGAUUCAUGACAACAAACUAGUGUUCUCUGUCACAUGCUGACCCACCAGAAGUAGGUUUGUGACCCACCGUGGGACAAACCUGUAGAUUAACCCCUGCAGUAGAGAGAAACAUGAUAAGUUGCACACGCGUAGACUGGUGCAUGUGUAUGCAGGCACUUGUGAUUAAACACAAAGACGUGCACACUUAUACUUUUGCAAGCAUGUUUGGAAAUAUCCACAUUAUUAAAAUAUUAUAUAUAUAUUAUAUUAUAUAUA
Epinephelus fuscoguttatus (brown-marbled grouper) is the source of this 1573-nucleotide messenger RNA. RefSeq names its product cerebellin 18 (gene cbln18). NCBI's taxonomy places the organism in Eukaryota, Metazoa, Chordata, Actinopteri, Perciformes, Serranidae. The transcript has 7 exons. Bases 479 to 1261 code for a protein of 260 amino acids. Gene Ontology annotation, molecular function: protein binding. The record is from RefSeq and is a predicted model, not a curated record.